This is a messenger RNA of Pygoscelis adeliae (Adelie penguin), 1410 nucleotides long. RefSeq names its product ectonucleoside triphosphate diphosphohydrolase 8-like. Gene Ontology annotation, cellular component: plasma membrane. NCBI's taxonomy places the organism in Eukaryota, Metazoa, Chordata, Aves, Sphenisciformes, Spheniscidae. The record is from RefSeq and is a predicted model, not a curated record. Bases 1 to 1410 code for a protein of 469 amino acids. Gene Ontology annotation, molecular function: UDP phosphatase activity; GDP phosphatase activity. Gene Ontology annotation, biological process: nucleoside diphosphate catabolic process. The transcript has 10 exons.
AUGUUCAUUAACAAGAAGCACUUCACCAAUGCCAUCGUCGGGGCACUAGUUGCACUCUCCAUCAUUGCCCUUGUUCUCAGCCUGGUAAAGAUUGAAGAUGUCGCCCUGCCACCGACGGUCAAGUAUGGGAUGGUGUUUGAUGCAGGCUCGUCCCACACCUCUCUGUUUGUCUACGAGUGGGAUUCAGACAAGGAGAACGACACUGGUGUGGUCAGCCAGACCUUGUCCUGUGAUGUCCAGGGGCAAGGCAUAUCGAGCUAUCACCACCCCCUCUGGCCGCCAGCACUACGAAGAUACUUAGUCCUUCUUAGGGAACAGAACAGCUCAGCGGCAGACCAAGUCCUGGCCGAAGUUGCUAAAACCAUGCGAGAGUACCCCGUGGCUUUCAAAGGGGCUCGAAUCCUUACAGGAGAGGAGGAGGGGGCUUAUGGCUGGAUCACCGUCAACUACCUGCUGGACUCCUUCACUAAGUACUCCCCCAAAGCACACACAUGGGUUCGUCCAGAGGCGGCCAACAUUUUUGGGGCGCUGGAUCUUGGAGGAGCAUCCACUCAAAUCAGCUUUAAGCCCAAGGGUUCGGUGAUAAACUGGAAUGAAGCCUCCAAGUUCACGCUGUACGGGUAUAACUACAACAUCUACACACACAGCUACCUCUGCUACGGGCAGAACGAGAUGCUGAAGCGACUGGCAAAGGAAUUAAUUGCGGAGUCGUCCUCCAGCAUGCGAGUCGCUCACCCUUGCUACCCAAAAGACUACAGUGAAGCCGUCUCGCUGUCUUCCUUCCGCACCAGCCCCUGCACCAACCGGAGCGACCCACGCCUGACCCUCGGCGACAGGAACGUGACCCUGGAGGGCAGGGGCAAUGCCAGCGGGUGCCUGGCUGCUGUCAAGAAGCUGUUCAACUUCUCGGCGUGCGGCCAGAGCCAGGACUGCACCUUCGACGGCGUCUACCAGCCCCCUGUCAGCGGGCAGUUCAUUGCCUUCUCUGCCUUUUACUAUAACUUCAAGUUUCUCAACCUGACCGAGGGGCAGCCGCUGGCCACUGUCAGGGAGACCAUCGAGCAUUUCUGCACAAGAAGCUGGGAAGACCUGUCUUCUCGCUACCCCAAGGAGAAUCCUGAGCGACUGCCUAAAUACUGUGCCAAUGCCAACUACAUCCUCACACUCCUCCUCGAUGCCUACAAGUUCAAUGAGACCAGCUGGAACAACAUCUUCUUCCAGAUGAAGGCUGGGAACGCCGACAUCGGCUGGACGCUGGGGUACAUGCUGAACCUCACCAACAUGAUCCCGGCGGAGGCUCCGGUGUGGGUGAAGGGGCACGUUCCUUCCCUGUGGGCUGCAGCCGUCAGCUUCAUCAUCCUCACCUUUGCCUUGGGGCUUGCUGCCCUGCUCCUGCUCUUGUGGGUGUAG